ACUUCCACAUGCACGCACACGCACACGCACUGACCGGAGCGUCCAAGCGGGGUGCCUGUGCCCAGUGCGGAUGAUGUAGAGUAACGAAGCACCUUCGCUCCACCAGGUGCACAAGAACAGAGUGCCAUGUUGACGCGGUUGUUCAGCGACGCGCACAAGUUCCCGAGCUGGGCGGACGACAGCGGCAGCGACGACUCCAAGACGAAGGACGACGAGCAUGAGCACGGCUCCCGAGAGGACGACGCCGACGAUCUUCUGGGCGAAGCCAAAAGCGCGAGCGGGGCACAGUCAGAGAUCGCGGGGGACGAUGAUGAAGACGACGAUGACGACGACGACGACGAAGGCGUCGACGACGACGAGAACGGUGGCGACAAGACGCGUAAGCGAGGCCCGAAAAAGCGCCAGAUGACCCCAGCGCGCAUGGAGCGCUCCAAGCAGCGCCGGCACAAGGCGAACGCCCGGGAGCGCACCCGGAUGCACGACCUGAACUCUGCGCUGGACAAUCUGCGCAAGGUGGUGCCGUGCUACUCCAAAACGCAAAAGCUGUCCAAGAUCGAGACGCUGCGUCUGGCCAAAAACUACAUCUGGGCGCUGUCGGAGAUCCUGCGGAACGGGAAGCGCCCGGAUGUGGUGUCCUACGUGCAGACGUUGUGCAAAGGACUCUCGCAGCCGACCACGAAUCUGGUGGCCGGCUGUCUGCAGCUCAACGCGCGGAACUUUCUCACCGAUCUGUCUCACCAGGAGAGCGCGGGAGCGCGCUUUCACACGUCCGAGGCUUCUUUUGCCGCCGCGCACGCUUACCCGUACCAAUGCGCGCGCCUUGCGGGUGCACAGUGCCAGUCCGGCGCGCACCCGUACUGCUACGAGCCAGAGUACGCGGGCACGGUUGAUUACGAGGCCCGACGCAGCCCGACCCCGGCCUGCGUUAACGGCGGGUACCCGCUGCGGUCGCACGACGCCGUGUCACCUGAGGUCUCAGAUCGGGGAUACCACCACUACUCCAUGCACUACACGGCGGCGCGCAGCCUGGCCUACGGGGCGUCAGGAGCGCGAGCAGCGGGCGCGCACGGAACCGGCGGGGGCGGCGGGAGCGGAGCCGCGCACUCGGAGAACGUGCCGCCAUACCAUGACGUGCACGCGCAUCAUCACCCGCACCAUCAUGAGCGCGCACCGGCGUACGAGGAACUGAACUCGUUCUUUUCAUAACUGUGAUUCGGUAUUAAAUAUCCAUGUCGGACUAAACACUGUUGCUCCAAUUAAACCUGUCCAAUCGAUUAUUCCCCCUUUCCCCCCUGGACUUUUACCAAGGUCAUUAAGGAACUACAAUUAAAGAAUGGAAAAUAAUCAAUAAUAAAUGGAAUAAAAGAGAUGAAUGGAUACCAUGUUGUUUUUUCAAUUUGUCAGAACGGAAUGCAAAUGUCAAAUCCAAAUAAAAUCAAUGAUACAAACAAACAAA
Molecule: messenger RNA, 1456 nt
Organism: Trichomycterus rosablanca
Lineage: Eukaryota; Metazoa; Chordata; Actinopteri; Siluriformes; Trichomycteridae
Gene: neurod2
Product: neuronal differentiation 2
Exons: 2
Coding region: 127-1206 (359 amino acids)
Biological process (GO): sensory organ development; positive regulation of transcription by RNA polymerase II; axon development
Cellular component (GO): nucleus
Molecular function (GO): E-box binding; DNA-binding transcription factor activity, RNA polymerase II-specific; protein dimerization activity
Source: RefSeq, a predicted model, not a curated record